GGUUGAUUAAUGGAAAAAAUGAAUAACACGAGUGAAUUGGUUUAUAGAUUAAAAAUGAUAGAAUUAAAAUGUAGGAAUCCAAAUGAGAAAAAGUUUAAAUGUAUUCACUAAAAUUGCAUUUACGUUAAAAAAGAAAUUAUAUUUAUUAAUUAAACAGUUUUUUUUUUUUUUUAAUUGCAAGUAAGAUUCCGCGCCAGAAAUAACAGAAGCCGAUACAUUGUCAAGCGUUUUUAUCUAUCUUUUCAAACUUUUAAUGUAAAACUUAAGAAAGUCUAAACUUGAGCUAUCUGUGAGCUCCAAAAUGCAAAUUUCCAUGCCAAUACGAACCCCAUCAUUGGUUUCAAGACGAAGACUUUUGGAAGAGAAGCUCAUAGGCCUCCACAAGUGGACCGACCUCAAACAAGUUAAGCAAGUCCACGCCCAGAUUCUCAAAGCCAAUCUCCUCCAGGACCUCUCCGUAGCACCCAAGCUUAUAGCUGCUUUUUCUUUAUGCCACGAAAUCGCGUUGGCAGUCAAUGUUUUCAAUCAAAUCCAACAACCCAAUGUGCAUUUGUACAAUACUUUGAUCAGAGCCCAUGUUCGCAACUCUCAGCCUUCACAGGCCUUUGCAACUUUCUUUGAAAUGCAGAGUAAAGGGGUUUAUCCUGAUAAUUUCACAUACCCAUUUCUUCUUAAAGCCUGUUCUGGCCACUCUUUGUAUCCUAUGGUCCAAAUGAUUCAUACCCAUAUUGAAAAGUUUGGUUUUUGUUCGGAUAUUUUUGUGCCCAAUUCGCUUAUUGACAGCUAUUCCAAGUGCGGAUCCUUUGGGGUUAAUGUGGCGAGGAAGUUGUUUAUGGUGAUGGGACAGAGAGAUGUUGUGUCUUGGAAUUCUAUGAUUAGUGGUUUGGUGAAAGCGGGUGAGUUGGGGGAGGCUCGCCACUUGUUUGACGAAAUGCCGGAAAGGGAUACUGUUAGUUGGAAUACAAUAUUGGAUGGGUAUGUGAAGGCUGGAGAAAUGAACAAGGCAUUUGAAUUGUUUGAGAAGAUGCCUGACAGGAAUGUUGUGUCUUGGUCAACUGUGGUUUCGGGUUAUUGUAAAGCAGGGGAUAUGGAUAUGGCAAGAAUGUUGUUUGAUAAGAUGGCUGUCAAGAACAUAGUUCCUUGGACUAUAAUUAUAUCUGGGUAUGCUGAAAAGGGGAUGACAAAGGAGGCAAUUAGCUUGUAUGAUAAAAUGGAGGAGGCUGGGUUGAGGCCUGAUGAUGGGGCUGUCAUUAGUAUUUUGGCUGCUUGUGCCGAGUCUGGUUUGCUUGGAUUGGGUGAGAAAGUUCAUGCCUCUAUUAAGAGAACUAAAUUUAAGUGUAGGACUUCAGUGUCAAAUGCAUUAGUUGAUAUGUAUGCAAAGUGUGCUUGCUUAGACAAGGCAUAUAGUGUCUUUGAUGGUAUGGCUAGGAGAGAUGCAGUAUCUUGGAAUGCCAUGCUCCAAGGGUUAGCCAUGCAUGGGCAUGGUGAGAAGGCACUUCAGCUUUUUUCUAGAAUGAAUGAAGAAGGUUUUGCGCCAGAUAAAGUUAGCUUCAUUAGCAUCUUAUGUGCUUGUAGCCAUGCUGGCUUUGUUGAGGAAGGCCUUCAAUACUUCUACACAAUGGAGAGAGACUAUGGGAUUAUUCCUGAAGUUGAGCAUUAUGGUUGUGUGAUUGACUUAUUAGGUCGUGGGGGGCGUCUUAAAGAAGCUUUUAGACUUGUGCAAAGCAUGCCAAUGGAAUCAAAUGCCAUUAUUUGGGGAACCCUUUUGGGUGCAUGCCGAAUGCAUAAUGCUGUGGAUCUUGCUGGGGAGGUUGUGGAUCAUUUAAUUAAAUUAGAACCAUCGGAUGUAGGGAAUUUUUCCAUGUUGUCAAAUAUUUAUGCUGCAGCUGGAGAUUGGGACAGUGUUUCCAAUGUAAGGCUGCAAAUGAGAAGAAUCGGAAUCCAAAAACCAUCAGGGUCUAGUUCUAUAGAGGUUGAUGAGGAGGUGCAUGAAUUCACAGUAUUUGAUAAAUCACACCCUAAAUCAGAUAAAAUAUAUGAGAUGAUUGACAGAUUGGUACAGGAUCUUAAGCAGGUAGGAUAUGUGCCAAAAGCAUAUCAAUAGAAGUGCAGAUAAUGGUUCAGGCUAUGGAUGGAGAGCACCAGUUUGCAAAUUUGGUAUGAGGAUAUUCCACAACUCACAAGCAUGUACAUAAUAUGAAAACACUAGGGGAAAAAGACAAUUGCAGGGGGACCUUAUAGGAAGACACAAAAAGGAGAUUGAGAUGCUCUCCAUUGCAAGCUAUGUUUGUAAUUUGUACUGACUUGACCCUUUGAAGAAAAGAAGUGAAUGGAGUUGUUCAACUGGAACUAGUAAGAGUAGUUUCUAGAUGCACUUUGGCAAUUGAAAGUUACGUUCACUUGACAUUCUUCAAGAUUCUAACAAGUAAAUGCAAUUAAUCAUGCAGGACAAUGUUACUUUUGUUUGGCCAUGGAACUAAAAAUUUCCUCUAAGCUUCUAGAAUCAUUCUUUUAGAUCAUUCUCACAAUACAGUAUAUGAGAUAGCUGUUUUGCUGCUUGAGUUUGAGGUUUUUGAUAUUAUAAGAUGUCCUUGAGACAUUACUCAAUUAGAUAAAAUUAGGAACUGCAUUGUCUGGUGCUAGUUUAUCCAUGAAAAUUAAUGAACUUGUGUCAGAGACAAUGCUGCAUCGUCUGGUGCUACUAGUUUAGCAUUUAAUUGAGCAAAUAUUGUCUUGACACUUUCAAUUAUAGCUUUUCUGUUGGUUUAAUAUCUCUUGCAUUAGCAUAGAACAUUAUGACUCCUUGUUAAAUGUCUCAUUUCCUGUGUAACUUCUUCCCUUAAAAUUUGGAAAUUUUGCACAGAGCGGUUCAAGGUGAAAGGUAGAGCCACGAGAUAAGGAAGCAGAAAAGUCAAUUGUUAGGAGGAAAUGAGCCCACAUGGGUGCACCCUAUCUGAUCCGAGUUCUGUAGUUUUUUUUUUU
This is a messenger RNA of Quercus lobata, 2982 nucleotides long. Its product is annotated as pentatricopeptide repeat-containing protein At3g29230-like. Gene Ontology annotation, biological process: RNA modification. NCBI's taxonomy places the organism in Eukaryota, Viridiplantae, Streptophyta, Magnoliopsida, Fagales, Fagaceae. Bases 302 to 2104 code for a protein of 600 amino acids. The record is from RefSeq and is a predicted model, not a curated record. Gene Ontology annotation, molecular function: RNA binding; protein binding. The transcript has 2 exons.